AUGGACGCCGCAAGCGAGUUGGUUCGAGCUAACAAGAAACUGGACAGGUUAGAGGUGCUGAGAGAUGGUGCAGAGGAAAGGUAUACAGGGGAGAGAGAGAAACUGGAGCAACAGGAGACUCCUAUUGAAAGUAUGUUAAUGUCCCUCAAAAGAAAUAUUGAGGAGGUUAACCAAGAUGUGAAGAGGCUCAAGGUCCAACCUUCUGGUGCCUUGCUUGCAUUUUUUGGCACAUUGACUAAAAGAGAAAAGGGUGAAGCUGUGAUCCAAAAGAUGAAAUUUCCAUUCCAAUUAUAA
Molecule: messenger RNA, 294 nt
Organism: Paraglomus brasilianum
Lineage: Eukaryota; Fungi; Glomeromycota; Glomeromycetes; Paraglomerales; Paraglomeraceae
Source: the annotation of a GenBank genome assembly